AUGGAGGACGGCUAUCAAAACCGGACUGCCUUCAUAAAAGGUGCCAAAGACAUUGCCAAAGAAGUCAAGCGGCAAGCCACUAAGAAGGUGGGCCGCUCGGUUGAUCGAAUGAGCGAUGAGUACAGCAAGCGCUCCUACAGCCGUUUUGAAGAGGAUGAUGAUGAUGACUACCCCAUGCAGGGAAGCCAGGAUGGAGGCUACUACCGUGGAGACAGCCAGGCAGCCAAUGAUGAUGAGGGUGGCCACAGUGACUCCACAGAGGGUCACGAUGAGGAUGAUGAGAUCUAUGAGGGAGAGUACCAGGGAAUUCCCAGGGCUGAUUCAGGAAAAGGUAGUCUAGCUGGGGGUCCAGGAUCGGUGAGAGCUGGAGCUCAGCAGCUCAGAGAUGUCGGUGUGUCCGAGGCUGAGAGAAGGAAGGACCAAGAGGAGCUGGCUCAACAGUACGAGACCAUUUUACAAGAAUGUGGCCACGGGAAGUUCCAGUGGACCCUGUACUUUGUACUGGGGCUCGCACUCAUGGCUGAUGGUGUGGAGAUCUUUGUCGUCGGGUUUGUGCUCCCCAGCGCUGAGAAGGAUAUGUGUCUGUCUGAACCCAACAAAAGCAUGCUGGGUCUUAUUGUAUAUUUUGGGAUGAUGGUUGGGGCUUUCCUGUGGGGGGCUCUGGCUGACCGGAUAGGCCGUCGGCAGUCUCUUCUCAUCUCUCUCUCUAUCAACAGUAUCUUCUCUUUCUUCUCCUCCUUCGUCCAGGGUUACAGCACCUUUCUGUUUUGCCGUCUCCUCUCAGGCGUUGGAAUCGGUGGCUCGAUUCCCAUCGUGUUCUCCUACUACUCUGAAUUUCUGGCCCAAGAGAAGCGUGGUGAGCACCUCAGCUGGCUCUGCAUGUUCUGGAUGAUUGGAGGAAUAUAUGCAUCUGCUAUGGCCUGGGCUAUAAUCCCACAUUAUGGAUGGAGUUUCCAGAUGGGCUCGGCGUAUCAGUUCCAUAGCUGGCGUGUGUUUGUGCUAGUGUGUGCUUUUCCAUCAGUUGCAGCCAUCGCUGCCCUUAACGCCAUGCCAGAGAGCCCACGCUUCUACUUAGAGAAUGGCAAACAUGAUGAAGGCUGGAUGGUUCUGAAGCAAGUUCAUGACACAAACAUGCGAGCAAAGGGAUACCCAGAGAGGGUGUUUUCUGUCACCACAAUCAAAACUGUGAAGCAGAUGGAUGAGCUGGUGGAUAUUGGCACGGACGCUCCUGCCUGGCAGCGCUACAGACUGAAGAUUAUGAGCCUCUCCCAACAGAUUCGGAAUAACAUCCUUGCCUGCUUCCGACCAGAAUAUAAAAGGACAACCUUCAUGCUCAUGGCUGUUUGGUUUUCUAUGUCUUUCAGCUAUUACGGCCUGACUGUGUGGUUUCCGGACAUGAUCAAAUACAUCCAGAAGCAGGAAUAUGAAUCGCGCACAAAGACCUUCACUAAGGAACGAGUGGAGCACGUCACUUUUAACUUCACCCUGGAAAAUCAAGUGCAUCGCCAAGGAUACUACUUCAAUGACAAGUUCCUUAACCUGAAGAUGAAGUCCAUGGUUUUUGAAGACUCUGUGUUUGAGGAGUGCUACUUCGAGGACAUCACCUCCACGCACACCUUCUUUAGAAACUGCACCUUUGUUGCAAGCUUAUUUUAUAACACAGAUUUGUUCAAAUACAGAUUCGUCAACUGUAAACUGGUCAACAGCACGUUUCUCCACAACAAGGAGGGCUGCAUGCUCGACUUCAGCGACGACUUCAACAAUGCCUACAUGAUCUACUUUGUCAACUUUCUCGGCACACUGGCGGUGUUGCCUGGCAACAUUGUGUCAGCUCUAUUAAUGGACAAAAUUGGGAGGUUAAGGAUGCUGGCCGGAUCCAGUGUCAUAUCGUGCGUCAGCUGCUUCUUCCUGAUGUUUGGAAACACUGAGUCGGGAAUGAUUGCCCUCUUAUGUCUGUUUGGUGGCAUCAGCAUCGCCUCGUGGAACGCCCUGGAUGUGAUAACGGUAGAGCUCUACCCCUCGGAUAAAAGGACCACAGCGUUCGGCUUCCUGAACGCCCUCUGUAAACUGGCGGCCGUGCUGGGGAUCAGCAUCUUCCAGUCAUUUGUGGGCAUCACCAAGGCUGUACCCAUCCUAUUUGCCGCUGGCGCCCUUGCUGCCGGCAGUUUCCUUGCUACAAAGCUGCCUGAAACAAGAGGCCAAGUGUUGCAGUAAAGCAGACGACCAGCAGAGGGCAGCAGAGUCCAGCUGGAGUUUGUGUUUAACUAGAGCCCGAACAUCCCUGAGAGCUUCAGCGCUGCUGUCACAAACCAACAAAACAGACUGCCAUCCCCAUUGUAAGCCCAGAAUCCUUUGAAAUGUGGAUUGCAUCAUUCAAAGUCUAUACAGACACGCAGUGAUUAAAAGAGGAGAGUACACAGUAGGUAGAAAAAGAUGACGAUACAUUUGUAAUAACUUAAUUUCCACUGCUUUGUCAGGUAUUUAAAAAAAAAAAAAUCAGAUCUUUUAUGGAAGAGUCACUCUUAGAGGGUGAUAAUGUGCAGGCAGGAUAAGACACCCACAGAUGUACAGUGACACAGAAGGAUCAAAUGAAGGAGAGGAAACUGAAAAAAGCCAUUUUUGAAGGAACGAGAAUGAUUUAUUCCGUGUAUGUGGUGAGUUUUCAGAUGUGAUUGUGCUGUUUUCUUUCUCGUCUGUCCUCGACCUCAGUGAAUGCUUACAGUACCGCUGUUUAAUGUGCUGUGACGUUACUGGAACAGUUCAGUUUACAUUUGCAUCCAGACUGUUGCUCAUAGACUUGUUUUCAAAUAUUCUCAAAAUGAAUUUCAGGGUGAACUUAUUUUUCUCUAAAAAGGAAAAAAAAAAAAAAUGGCCAUGACCCUUGAUCACUGCCUGACCCGCUGAGCGCUGUUAUUCUCUACCAAAUACUGUUAAAACAUUCCAGUGAGGCUGCAUUCAUUCAGACACAAAGAGUUCAAAGUGCUUUUGUCCCUGAAUGAUUCCAGUCCUCUGCUUAGAGCCUCAAAACACAGUCAGGUGAAGAUGCAUUUCACAGGAUUCUCUGUUGUAAAUGGGAAUAGUUUGAUCCAGUUCUUCAGUGUUUGGUGUUAAACCGAUGUUUUCCCUCCGUGUCGUGUGGCAGUUUGACGAUGUUCUCGAGGAACGUCUGUGGGACGGAUUUUGGUCAAGUGCUAAACGUGAGAGCAGAUGCACAUAGUAUCUGCCUAAGUUAGUGGUGUGGCUGUGCGUGUGUUUGUUUGUCGUGUGAUCUCUUCAUUUAAAUUCCAGUGUUUCAUGCAAAUGAAAGCACAGAUCAUAUUUCUUCACUCAGUGGGAAUUUUAAUGCCUAGUUAAAGCAUGCGAGUCUGGUACAAGGUGUAAUGUUUAAGGAUUGUUCAGAUAACUAAUGAACAUCACAGUGUGUGUGUGUGUGGUACUUUCGGCUGCUCUCUUAUUUCCCACAGCAGAUGGAUCCGCAUGUUUGAUUUGGCACACUAGCUUGUGACCCCCUGAGGUCGGGUUUGUGUCUCCUCCUGGUCUCAUGUAAUUUAAAGGCAUUAACCACCACUCCACAGAGCUACCAAGGAAUGAAUUAUAUCCCCAUUUUUUUUCAUUAUCCUAUUCAUCCCCUCUAAGGGAAAACCCAGAUAUAACCCAAAACCCCAGAUUUGAAGAACUUACACCCCUGGUAUGUUUGUUGUACAUACAGUGUAAUGCACCUCCAUCCUAUAUGAAAAGUAGUCAUGCCCCACUUGCAGGCUUUUACCACAGCUUUCAGGUGUACCCUGCAGUGUUCAUGAGCUGAUCAAUACAAGCACACAAGGCAGUCCUCAUGCACCUGAAAAAACAAAAAAAACGGCACCAUAUUCAUAAGCACAAAUCAAAUGGGAAAAAGAGAACAAGAAGCUGCAAAAACAGAUUGAUUAGGCAUAGCGACAAAAAAGAAAAACAUCAUUUUAUUUUAAGGGCUCCUGUCCAGACAUUCCCACACUCUAUCCAUUCCCGCUGGAAAAGAUUGAAAUUAUGUGACUCAUUUUGUUUCAGUGGUUUUAAUGGGCUCUUAGUUUUGAUUGGAAAUGAUCAGAAUCACUCUUAAAGGAAAGCUGAUUGAGUACACUUUCAUUCUUUAAAAAUGUCACAGUAUUUUAGUAUCAUUUCUCCAAAAUGUACAAUAUGUGUGCUGACAAUCAGUGAGAGAGUGUGACAUUUUGACCGAAAAACGUCCUCUGGGUUUUGUGUGUGUGUGUGUGUGCAUGUGUUAGUGUGGUUAUCACCCCCCUCUAUAGUAAAAAAACACCCUUGUUUACUUCUGGUACCUUAGCUUAGCAUAAAGCCUGUACAUGGAGGAGGACAGCUUGUCUGGCUCUGCUGUUUCCCAUGUUAAGCUACGCUAACCUAAGCGCCUGCUACCUGUAGCUUCAUAUUCAGUCUAUACAGACACGAGAGCAUCAUCUUCUCACUAAAGAAUGCAAAGGAGACUAUCGCCAAAAUCAAUUUCUUUAAAAUCUUUCUUCAAAUCUACAUGCUGAGGAUCAGAACUGAGGGGUGUACUAUGAAGCGGGAUUAGUGGUUUAGCCAGCUAUGUUGAGCUUAACGUCAAAGUUUUCGGUCUCGCUUUGUCUGUGUCUCUUUAGCUGGUUAUACCACCGUGGUAACUUACGCUGAAGUGCUGCGUUUCCACCGAUUCCUUUAUUCACAGCAAGUGUAGCCUAAUGUAGAUUCUCUGGUGGAGGAACAUGUUUUAUAUGUGCAAGUUCAAGGUUUGCAGCCAUCACAUUAGAAACAAACUGCAGCACUGAGAGUGUACUCAGCUUUUUUUUUACCAUUUUACCAUCAUAUAUUUUAUGUUCUUUAUACUUUUUUUUUUUUUUAAAUCACCACUUUAUCAUCAUCAUCAUCUGAUGUGGAAUGAGAGUCACAUGUUUUAUAUGACUUCAGAAAGCACGGCUUCACAAAGAAAGUUGAUAACCACUGUCAUGAUACCAUUAUCUUCAACUGUCUGGGUUUAGGUUUUGUUGAGCCAGCUAACACAAAGAAAACCUGGCUGUGUUGAAUAACCUUUGUAGUACACCCCUCUGUUCUUUGCUGUUUGUGUACAAAGUUGUGCAUAUUUAAUGAACAGAUUUGUCCUGUCUUGUUCCUGUUGGAAAGACUGUUUUGAUCUGCAUGUGUGGAUGUAUGUAUGUGUGCUUGUGUGUGUGUGUGUGUGUGUGUGUGUGUGCUGACUAAAUCGUCUGUCACAUAUUUUUCUACUUUCUUCUGUUGCGAUGUUUUCAUCCCUGUGAUGAUUACCGCUCAGCUGGGGACCACGGAGUAUAUUUACACUAUGAAAAGGAGAAAAAAAACAAGACCUAAUGCAAUAUAUGCAGUGUAGAAGUCAGUGUGCCGUUCUUCAUAACAGACUUGGGUGCUCUUUUGCUGACAUAGCCUUUGAAACAAGUCCCAUGAAAGGCAGCCAGAAAUAACACACGGUCUGCUCCUCGGUUUAGAAACACGCAAAAAAA
Molecule: messenger RNA, 5504 nt
Organism: Archocentrus centrarchus (flier cichlid)
Lineage: Eukaryota; Metazoa; Chordata; Actinopteri; Cichliformes; Cichlidae
Product: synaptic vesicle glycoprotein 2A-like
Exons: 12
Coding region: 1-2214 (737 amino acids)
Biological process (GO): transmembrane transport; chemical synaptic transmission
Cellular component (GO): neuron projection; synaptic vesicle membrane
Molecular function (GO): transmembrane transporter activity
Source: RefSeq, a predicted model, not a curated record